Parascedosporium putredinis is the source of this 261-nucleotide messenger RNA. Lineage: Eukaryota; Fungi; Ascomycota; Sordariomycetes; Microascales; Microascaceae. The record is from the annotation of a GenBank genome assembly.
AUGGCAGGGCUACCGGAAAACAACGGCGAGCAAGCAACCGCCGACAUUCAGGACUGCCCAUCCUCCACCCGAGCCCGGAUCCAUCUCUGGACCGUCAAAGCAGUGGCGGAGGAAGCCUCUCAGCGCCGUAUCGACAGCUACUGUGAAGAUACCGUGAUCCCAUGGACCGUGCUCAGAGAACUCGUCGUGCUGGGUCCUGGAGAGAAUGGCGACAUCGAACAGGAUGAAGAGUUGGACCUGUCUCCCAAGCCCCGGAGUUGA